CAACAAUUGUGUGUGUCCGUUGUUAAAACUGAAAAGAAUAAAAACAUGAAAAACUCUACUGUCCAUUCCGGUCUGAGAAAAAUGUUUGAGAAGAAAUUAUCAUUUCUGUUGUCACUUCACGUGAACGCGAUCGAAAUGUCGAGUCAUCCGACUUCUCCCACGCGAAGCAUAUGAAAUUGGGCACGAGAGCUAAAUCCGUCUACGGCCAUGCCAGCUAGACUGUGACUCACUACUGACUCCGAUACAUCGUCUUCGUCGUUAUCGUCUUCUUCACAUUUUCGACAUAUUCAUUCAACGAAUUUCUGAGCUGUGUGAGUUUUUUUGGCUUCUAAUUGUCGGCACCAACCGCAGAAAGGGAAAGACGGGACAGAAUGAGUUUCAGGGAAGAGAGCGACGAUGGGAGAGGGGAUCUGAGGAAGCCAUUUCUGCACACUGGGAGUUGGUACCGAAUGGGUUCCAGACAAUCGAGCAUGAUGAGUUCUCAGGUCAUUAGGGAUAGCUCUAUCUCAGUCAUGGCUUGCGUUCUCAUCGUCGCUUUGGGCCCUAUCCAGUUUGGUUUCACUGGUGGGUACUCUUCGCCAACACAAAAUGCUAUUAUGAAAGAUCUGGAACUUUCUGUAUCUGAGUUUUCCUUGUUCGGUUCCCUAUCGAACGUUGGUGCUAUGGUAGGGGCAAUUGCUAGUGGUCAGAUUGCAGAGUACAUUGGACGAAAAGGGUCUCUAAUGAUAGCUGCUGUACCUAAUAUUAUUGGUUGGCUUUCCAUCUCGUUCGCCAGAGAUCCUUCUUUCCUAUACAUGGGAAGAUUGUUGGAAGGCUUUGGUGUGGGAAUCAUUUCUUAUACGGUGCCGGUAUACAUUGCAGAAAUAGCACCUCAAAACAUGAGAGGGAGUCUUGGUUCUGUGAAUCAGCUAGCUGUUACUAUUGGAAUUAUGCUGUCUUAUUUGCUAGGUCUUUUUGUCAACUGGAGGACUCUAGCUGUCCUGGGGACAAUACCUUGUCUAGUGUUGAUACCUGGAUUAUUUUUCAUUCCAGAAUCUCCUCGAUGGUUGGCAAAAAUGGGUUUCACAGAAGAUUUUGAAACCUCUUUGCAAGUCCUUCGAGGUUUUGAUGCUGACAUUACUGUUGAAGUCAAUGAAAUUAAGAGGUCUGUUGCAUCAUCAUCAACAAGCAGAAGAACAGCAAUACGUUUUGCUGAUCUUAAGCAGAGAAGAUAUUGGUUCCCGCUGAUGGUUGGAAUUGGGCUACUUUGUUUGCAGCAGUUAAGUGGAACCAAUGGCGUUUUAUUUUAUUCUAGCAACAUUUUUCACACAGCUGGAAUUUCUUCAAGCAAUGUUGCUACAUUUGGUGUUGGUGCUGUCCAGGUUAUUGCAACUGCAGUUUCUGUAUGGCUGGCAGACAAAUCAGGGCGCAGACUUUUACUUAUUGUCUCAUCUACCGGUAUGGCUAUCAGUCUCCUACUCAUCUCCGUUUCCUUCUUUAUGAAGGGUUAUGUAUCUGAAGACUCGUCUCUUUAUGGCAUUCUGGGGAUAAUAUCUAUUGUUGGAGUUAUGUGCAUGAUUGUUUUCUUUUCACUUGGAUUGGGACCCGUACCAUGGCUUAUCAUGUCUGAGAUUCUUCCAAUUAAAAUCAAAGGUCUUGCUGGAAGUGUGGCUACCUUGGCCAAUUGGUUAUGUAGCUGGGUCAUCACAGCAACUGCACCUGUGCUAUUGGAUUGGAGCAGCGGAGGGACAUUCAUUAUAUACACGGUUGUGAGUGCGUUCACCAUAGCAUUUGUAUCCAUUUGGGUCCCAGAGACAAAAGGCAAAGGUCUUGAAGAAAUCCAAAAUUCUUUUAAAUAGGCUGUUUCUCCUGCUGCUGUUCUUGUUUGUGCUCGAAUGCUUUUUC
Molecule: messenger RNA, 1884 nt
Organism: Cuscuta europaea
Lineage: Eukaryota; Viridiplantae; Streptophyta; Magnoliopsida; Solanales; Convolvulaceae
Source: the annotation of a GenBank genome assembly